AUGGAGUUUAAGAAUGGAAAUAGCCAACUUUUGUCCAAGCUAGCAACCAGUGAUCAGCAUGGAGAAAAUUCUCCUUAUUUUGAUGGAUGGAAAGCAUAUGAUAAUGAUCCUUUUCAUCCUACUCAAAAUCCUAAUGGUGUUAUCCAAAUGGGCCUCGCUGAAAAUCAGCUUUCUUUCGACUUGAUUGAGAAAUGGAUUAUGAAAAAUCCACUAGCAUCAAUCUGUACUCGUGAAGGAGUCAAGGCGUUCAAGGACAUUGCCAUCUUUCAAGAUUAUCAUGGCUUGCCGGAAUUCAGAAAUGCUGUGGCGAAGUUUAUGGGAAAGGUGAGAGGCAAUAGAGUUACUUUUGAUCCCGACCGCAUAGUGAUGGCCGGUGGAGCCACCGGAGCAAAUGAGCUGAUAAUGUUCUGUUUGGCUGAUCGUGGGGAUGCAUUUUUAGUCCCUUCUCCUUAUUAUCCAGCGUGA
Messenger RNA from Fraxinus pennsylvanica, 465 nucleotides. The record is from the annotation of a GenBank genome assembly. NCBI's taxonomy places the organism in Eukaryota, Viridiplantae, Streptophyta, Magnoliopsida, Lamiales, Oleaceae.